AUGCCAGGGCAGCGGCAGGCGGCCCGCGCGGGGGACGCGGAGCCGGACAACAUGGUCAAGAUCAACGUCUACGACCUCACGGACAACCGCGCGCUGCACCCGUUCGGGCUGGGUAUCUACCACUCGGGCGUUGUGCUGUACGGCGUUGAGUUUGCGUUUGGCGGCCACGAGGGCCCCGGCACGGGGGUGUUCGCGAUGCAGCCGGGGAACUGUCCGGGCCCGGUGCAGCUGCGGCAGACGAUCAAGGUCGGGCGCACGAAGCUGUCGCCGCAGGAGGUGGAGCGCGUCCUGCUGGAGUUCGCCAGCCGCUACUCGGGACGGUCCUACCACCUCCUGACGCGCAACUGCAACCACUUCUCCCAGGAGUUCGCGAAGGCUCUGACGGGCAAGCGGGCGCCUGGCUGGCUGAACCGGCUCGCGAACCUCGCGAAGACCUUCCACUGCCUGCUGCCGGGGUCGUGGGUGCCGCCUCUCGAGACGCCUGCAGGGGGCGGCGUCACGGCUGGCAGCACGGGCAUGGCCGCGCGCGGGAGAGGGCCAGCCGGCGCGCAGCAGGGGCCUGUGCCGCACCCGGGCGCGGGAGAUGACGAGAUGGUGACGCGAACAGAUAGCAUCGCCCUCGCCCUCGUGCACGGGCAGGUGCGGCGGUAG
Molecule: messenger RNA, 651 nt
Organism: Pedinophyceae sp. YPF-701
Lineage: Eukaryota; Viridiplantae; Chlorophyta; Pedinophyceae
Source: the annotation of a GenBank genome assembly